AUGGCCUUUGGCUUUACAUUGGAUUUCCAGGCUGCCCUCCAGACCCUUUCAGUUCUACAAUGGAUCCCUCUAUAUGUGGUACUAGGAGCAAUCCCAAUCAUUUCUGUGCCUGUCCUGCUGUUCAGUAAGUACUGGAUGGUGUCCGUGCUGACCUUAGGCUGGCUCCUAUAUGACUGGAAAACUCAUAGUCAAGGUGGCAGGCGUUCAAACUGGGUGAGGAACUGGACCCUUUGGAAGUAUUUUCGGGACUAUUUUCCUGUUAAGCUGGUGAAGACUUGUGAGCUCUCCGCAAGUCAUAACUACAUCAUUGCAUCCCACCCCCAUGGGAUCCUCUCCUAUGGAACCUUUUGCAACUUUGGCACAGAGUCCACCGGCUUUUCUCAGAUUUUUCCUGGAAUCACCCCAUCUCUCGCCACUUUGGAAGGGAUCUUCUGGAUCCCAAUUGUCCGAGAGUAUGUGAUGGCAAAGGGUGAGUGA
Messenger RNA from Trichosurus vulpecula (common brushtail), 477 nucleotides. RefSeq names its product diacylglycerol O-acyltransferase 2-like protein 6. Lineage: Eukaryota; Metazoa; Chordata; Mammalia; Diprotodontia; Phalangeridae. Gene Ontology annotation, cellular component: endoplasmic reticulum membrane. The transcript has 4 exons. Bases 1 to 477 code for a protein of 158 amino acids. The record is from RefSeq and is a predicted model, not a curated record. Gene Ontology annotation, biological process: lipid metabolic process.